AUGUUCUCGAGCCGGCCUUCAGUGCAUCCGGUGGAGGCUCCACCUCUCACUGAUGUAACUGAGAACCACCCGCCUAGGGUUAGAAUGAAGGACAUUCAGGGCAUGCCGGGGACUUCUGGUGGCCUUGCCCUUCGUUUUUUUCAAUUCAUGUUUGCUGCGGCGGCUUUGGGCGUGAUGGUCUCCGCCAAUGAUUUUAGCUCCGUCACUUCCUUCCGAUAUCUGGUAGCAGCAGCAAUCUUGCAAAGCUUAUGGAGCCUUUCCUUAGCUUUACUUGAUGUAUACGCACUACUGGUUAAGCGCAGCUUGCGAAAUCCAUUGGUCAACGUAUUAUUUGCUAUUGGAGAUGGGAUCACUUCGACACUCACAUUUGCAGCAGCUUGUGCAUCAGCAGGCAUAACAGUUUUGAUUGGCAAUGAUCUCAACAUCUGUUCACAGAACCAUUGUACAACCUUUGAAACUGCAACUGCCAUGGCUUUCAUCAGUUGGUUUGCCGUGUCUCCUUCUUUCCUCCUCAAUUUCUGGUCAUUGGCAUCAAGAUGAGUUUUUCCCCUUCUUUUCAGGUUUAUCCCCGGUGAUUAUUCAUGUAAGCUGGACCUUGCGACAAACAAUUUUGCUGUAGGUUGAAUUUGAUGUUGUGACCAGCAGCAUCUGUAGAUACACGCAUCCAACACCCUGAAAGAGUGAAUUGAUUCCUUGUACAAUGUGAGAAGAUCUAGGCUUCGUUUGGGACGGCUUCUUACUGCUUCUUAAAGCAGUCUUUUAGUAUAAAAAUUAAAAGGUGUUUUAAGAAGCAAUAAAAAAGCUGUCCCAAACGAAGUCCUAGUAGAACUCAGUAUGCUUUACUGGCUCUCACAUUCUGCUUGGUUGGGACCAAAAACUAUAUUUAAAAAAAAUUCAUUGAUGUCAUCUGUAAUGUAUUCAACUUUUACCCCACUUUGUAUGGUUUCCAAAGAGUAAAGUGUUUGGUAGUUUUCAUGUGUGUUUAUUAUUAUUAUUUUUUUGCCUGUAUACUCUGAUGGCAAGUACUUGCAAAUACUGGAAAAGAGGAAAAUUGAGUGAAAAAUGCAGCUGCUAAUUAAAAUUGUUUGUUCUAAAA
This is a messenger RNA of Dendrobium catenatum, 1096 nucleotides long. Its product is annotated as CASP-like protein 5A1. Gene Ontology annotation, cellular component: membrane. The transcript is spliced from 4 exons. Lineage: Eukaryota; Viridiplantae; Streptophyta; Magnoliopsida; Asparagales; Orchidaceae. The coding region runs from base 1 to 540 and encodes 179 amino acids. The record is from RefSeq and is a predicted model, not a curated record.